AUGGUGACCGGUGUCCACGCCUCCAGUCCCGGGCCCCGAGAUCACAGCGGGGCUGCCAGCUGGGACUCCCGCCGCGCCGCACACGAACUGACAAGUCCCGGCAACCUGCCGCUGCAGCUUUUCCACAGACCUGAAGAGCUUCUUGCUUCCACCUCCUGGGGGGAGAUGCCGGGGAGCCCUCUCCCUCGAAUUUGGUGCAGUUUUGCACCUCGCUGUAGCCCCCAGAAAACGAAGACCACCAGAAGCCGAUUACAGGGGCUCCCCAGCUCCCCUACAGCUCAGCUGACUUCUGCCGCCUGGACGCUCGCUUAUGACGUAAUUUCCGAGCGCCCCCGGGCUCACGUAACUCGCGCGCCAAUUCGUCUAGGCGUCCGUCGCGGGUGGGUGGUUAGGAGCCCCUUGGAGGCGGCAGAGGAGAGGCUAGUUGAUGGGUGGCGCCGGGACUCCGCCCAGACCCAGCUGGGUAAGGGUGGCUGGCCGGGCUGGGCAGCAGCCCCACCGCCAGUCCUGCUGCAACUCCGAGUUUCGACAAACAGAAGAUUCCGGGUGCAUCUGGGUGACAAGUCUAGCAGAUGGAGACUUGUCUCAAGUGCUGAAAAGUCACCUUGGAGCGGUGGAGCCUCAGAGAAGUAUGUGGAGUCUAACACAGCCACCUACUUUUGGACAACUUCUGCAACCCCCGAGCUCUCCUUCCCUUAG
This is a messenger RNA of Erinaceus europaeus (western European hedgehog), 699 nucleotides long. RefSeq lists its product as uncharacterized. The record is from RefSeq and is a predicted model, not a curated record. The coding region runs from base 1 to 699 and encodes 232 amino acids. Lineage: Eukaryota; Metazoa; Chordata; Mammalia; Eulipotyphla; Erinaceidae. The transcript has 4 exons.